CGCGCAGAUGACUGCGCAAAUGACGGCUAAGCCAGAUCACCUCUGCGUGCUCGUCCACGGUCUUUGGGGCAGCCCUCAUCAUCUCAAGUUCCUCGCCGACUCCCUGCGCGACAAGCACCCCGAAGAUAAGCUCCACAUCCUCGUCGUCAAGCGCAACGCCGGCAGCUUCACCUACGAUGGCAUCGAGACGGGCGGAGAGCGAGUCGCCAAUGAGGUCGAGGAGAUGCUGGCAGAGCUGGACCCCAGUGGCCAUGAGAUCAAGAAGUUGAGCGUUGUAGGAUACUCUCUGGGAGGCUUGAUAGCCCGCUACGCCAUCGGCCUACUCUAUUCCAAAGGCCUGUUCGAGCGCAUUGAGCCAGUGAACUUUGUCACCUUCGCAACCCCACAUCUGGGCGUCCGAUCACCGCUACGCGGAUAUCACAACCACGUCUGGAACGUAUUGGGCGCGCGCACGCUCUCCUUCUCAGGGCGUCAACUCUUCAUGAUUGACGAGUUCAGAGACACAGGCAAACCGCUCCUCUCCGUCCUCGCCGCCGCCGACAGCAUCUUCCUCCGCGCCCUCGCCCAAUUCAAGCGUCGCAGCUUAUACGCAAACGUCGUCAACGACCGCACAGUAGCCUAUUACACGGCCGCCUUCUCCCAAACAGACCCAUACGUCGACCCCGACGCCCUCAAAAUAAACUACCUAGAAGGCUACGAGGACGUCAUCAUCGACUCCAAACGCCCGCCCUCGCUCAAAGACGCAGAACCCCCGCAAACCUUCCCCCAGCGCGUCCAAUCCAGCGCCCGCACAGCGCUCGACCGCGCCCCGCUCAUCGCCUUCAUGAUCGUCUUCAUCCCCCUCGGCUCCACGCUCUUCCUGCUCAAUUCCGCCGUCCAAUCCGUCCGCAGCGGCCAGCGCAUUCGCCUCCACGAAGACGGCAAAGCCGGCGCCGACUUCAAUACCUACCGCGUCCCCCUCUUCAACGCCAUGCGCCGCGAAGUCGAAGACAUGUUCGAAAACAUGAACAACACCCAACAGCAAGAAUACCUCGAAGACGGCGACGCCGAAAUCGCCUCCCCGACUCAACCCAUUUCCCCACGCACCCGCAAGCCCUCGUUCCUCUCGCAGAAAUCCCACCACGGCGCCGAUGUCACCGACGUAGAGAAAGCCGCGGCUAUCCACCAAACGACGUCGUCGUCUUCGUUGGCGGACGAUCCUUCACGCGAGGGCCAGAUCGUACAGAUGCAGCAUUCGUUCCCCGCGCUCGCGCUGACGCCCGACCAGUUCAAGAUGAUUGAGAAUCUGGAUAAUGUGGGCUUCGACAAGUUUCCGGUCUUCAUCCACAAGCAUCGGCAUUCGCAUGCCGCUAUUAUACGGCGCAUGGAGAGGAGGGAUUUCAGCGAAGGGUUUGUCGUUGUGAGGCAUUGGCUGGAUCAUUUCGUGCUGUGA
This is a messenger RNA of Periconia digitata, 1432 nucleotides long. The record is from the annotation of a GenBank genome assembly. NCBI's taxonomy places the organism in Eukaryota, Fungi, Ascomycota, Dothideomycetes, Pleosporales, Periconiaceae.